Molecule: messenger RNA, 2037 nt
Organism: Paracoccidioides brasiliensis Pb18
Exons: 3
Coding region: 1-2037 (678 amino acids)
Biological process (GO): regulation of DNA-templated transcription; nuclear-transcribed mRNA poly(A) tail shortening
Cellular component (GO): P-body; CCR4-NOT core complex; nucleus
Source: RefSeq, a predicted model, not a curated record
AUGGCAUCGCGAAAAACACAGCAGGAAAUUGACAAGACCUUCAAGAAGGUUGGUGAAGGCAUACAGUCCUUCGAGAGCAUAUACGAGAAGAUCAAGUCCUCCUCAAACGCUGCCCAAAGAGACAAGCUCGAAGACAACCUGAAACGCGAAAUAAAAAAACUACAGCGGUUCCGUGACCAGAUCAAGACAUGGGCUGCAGGAAAUGAAGUCAAAGACAAAGGCCCGCUGUUAGAGCAGCGGAGGGCUAUUGAAACUUGCAUGGAGCAGUUCAAAGCCGUUGAGAAGGAGAUGAAAACCAAGGCCUACUCGAAAGAGGGUCUAUCGGCGGCAGCCAGGCAAGAUCCGAAAGAAAAGGAGAGGACCGAAACAUGCGAGUUCCUGUCCUCCACCGUCGACAUCCUACAGCAGAAGAUCGAGGCUUUUGAAGCUGAGGAAGAAAUGAUACAGGCGUCGUUAAAGAAAGGGAAAAAGGAUGCAGCAAAGACCACCCGGCUAGCCGAUAUUGCGAGGAUCUCAGAACGACAUCGAUGGCACCUGGCGAAACUGGAACUACUUCUCCGUUCUCUACAAAAUGGCCACGUCGAAACGAGUCAAGUGUUGGAUAUCAAGGACAGCAUCAAGUACUUCGCAGAUGAUGGGCAUAAUGCCGACUUUUGUGGGGAAGAUGAGACGAUAUACGAUGAUAUAACGCUCGGGGACGACGAGGCGCAAUUCGGCAUGCCCAACGACACUGACCGCGUAUCAUCGCAGGAUACACAGUCGAUACAGGAUGAUGAUGCAGACAUGGGUGUACCGAGGCCAUCAAAGGCGAAAGCGGAACCUGGUGCUACUCGACGGUCAUCAACGCAGGUGAAAUCACCACUACCCGUUCUAGCUACGCUACACCUCUCCGGGCCCUCAUCCUCAUCCGGUAACACGAUGAAGCCUGCGCCUCUACCUACGCGAUUACCAGGCGAAACGCUGAAGUAUGCUUCAGCGGCUGCCGCGGCUGCAGCAAGUGACAAGAGUGGAGUUGGGAUCGCCCCGCUUCCUCCGCCGCCCGGUGCAAGCCCGGCUCUUUCGCAUGCGUUGCCCGUCUCCAAGGCUUCCUCAACAUCCUCGCCACAGGUGCAUCACGCACAGCCUGUGCAAAGGCUCGCAUCUGCAGUUGCCAGCGUGGAUGAUUCAUCUAGUAGUCAACAGCAAUCCAAAUCGCCAACAUUGAGUCCCAGUGUUCCCGCGGCGAGUCAACCAGCGACAGAGCCACCAACCCCGGCAAUGGAUAAUGUGGAAACCGUUUCCCCGCCACAAGAACAGCAGCAGCAGCAGCAGCCAGAGCCAGAGCCAGAGCCAGAGCCAGAGCCACAGCAGCAACAGCAGCAGCAGCAACAACAACAACAACAACAGCAACAGCAGCAGCAACAACAACUACUACUACUACAACAACAACAACGACACCAGGGACCCAACGGCUCCGCAAAGGAAGAAUCCACAACCACUAACACCUCAACAACCGCUACCACCGACGAAUCCGUCUACCACCUCCCCCCGGGCCUCCAAGACCUAAUCCAAUCCUUCGAAUUAACCAAAUCCCGUAUUUCCAUGAACCCAACCAGCACAGCCUCAACUUCUACUCAACGUCUCCUCACAGCCUCCCACCACACCUGCCCGGAACCCAGCGACUGCGAACGACCCCACCACUACAGACCACAAACCCCUUACAAUACCCCUCUCUACUACCCGCAAGAACCGCUGCCCAUCUUCGACGACCCGCGCCUCUACGAGACCAGCCGCAUAGACACUGAUACGCUGUUUUAUAUAUUCUAUUACCGGCAGGCGAGCUAUCAGCAGUUCCUGGCCGCGAAGUCGUUGAAGAAUCAGAGCUGGCGGUUCCAUAAGCAGUACCAGACGUGGUUUCAGAGGCAUGAGGAGCCGAAGACAAUUACGGAGGAGUUUGAGCAGGGGACGUAUCGGUUUUUUGACUAUGAGAGUACAUGGAUGAACCGCCGAAAAGCCGAUUUCAAAUUCGUCUACAAAUUUCUGGAAGAUGACUUGUAA